Molecule: messenger RNA, 1436 nt
Organism: Alternaria rosae
Lineage: Eukaryota; Fungi; Ascomycota; Dothideomycetes; Pleosporales; Pleosporaceae
Exons: 2
Coding region: 162-1163 (333 amino acids)
Biological process (GO): secondary metabolic process
Cellular component (GO): cytoplasm; cytosol
Molecular function (GO): carboxy-lyase activity; hydrolase activity
Source: RefSeq, a predicted model, not a curated record
CUAAAUGCGUGACUCCCUUUUUCAGAAGUCUAGAAGAAUGAUGCCUCUGAUACCUUUAUCUAUGCCAACCCUCCAAGCCCCGACGUCCUGUAUCCGCCUCGACCACCUAUCAUUAUCUAACUCCGUCUAACCACCCACCACCAAGCAGACCUCAAGCCACAAUGACCACAACAACACCCGCCUCCCUAAUCGCGUCCUUGGAAUCCCACCUCGCGCCAACCCUAGUCUUCACUUCCCCACCUACAUCACCCAGUCAACCAUCCCUCCAUCUAAUCCCCCCGGCUACCCUCACCAGACUACGCAACCUGGGCCCCGGCCGCGUAAAAGACAUGCGUGCGCUCGGCCACUCGAAACAAAUCAUCAGUCACAUUCCCAUUGCAGCCGCACCGCCGAUCUGCAGCAAGAUCAACGACACCAUGCAUUCGGCGGUCAUUAUGAACGGGGAGAAGGUCGCUGCGUUGAGUAUGUUGCCUACCGAGGGCAAGGAGGCGGCUAAAGAAUUGGCGAGGUGUGUAGGUAAGAUGAAGUUUAUGGGCGGUUGCAUUGGGAUGAGUCGGAAUAUCAAGUUGGAAGAGGUGGAGUGGGAGGAACUUUGGGAUGUGGCGGAGAGGUAUCGAGUGCCCGUUUUGCUGAGGGAGACGUGGCCGGUGGGAUCGGAGAUACCAGAUUACCAACACGGUUUCCCUUCUUCGGUGUACGCGCCGCUCCUGACACACAUUCACUCGUCGAAAACUACGUCUCCUCUCCCGCUGUUACACCUCUACCUCAGCUGCGUCUUCGACCGCCACCCUGCUCUCCGUCUCAUACUCGCGCACCCCGGCGCGCUACCCUCCCUUAUUCCACGCAUCGAGACGCUCCUCACUACUAUCCCCUCCGCUGAUAAACCGAAGCGAGGUUUCCUAGACGUCUGGCAACACAACAUCUACCUCACAACGGCGGACGCACAAGACAUGUCGAGUCUGAGAGCGCUGCUCGAACGGAUACCCGUAGAUAGGGUGUUGUAUGCAAGUAACUACCCGCUUGAAGAACGAGGGAAAGAGUUGAUGGAGGAACUCAGGGAUAGUGGGUUCUUGACACAGGUAGAAUGGGAUAGAGUUGCCUGGGGGAACGCAGAGACAGUAUUUAAUCUGAAAGGAGCGAGUACGAAGACAGGGAGGAGAUAGUCUGUGUGUGGAAGAUGGGACAACCUAAAUUGCAGGUAGCGCGAACGUAGAGAACAGUCACCUGGCAUACGCAAAGGUCAUUGAUAGCUCAUUCCUGUGCAUUCAUGGUAUGUGUAUAUGAACGCCCUGCCAAGUCAUGACUCUCAGCCUGUGGUAUCUUUCAUGUCAAAUCGUCGUCGUGCCGCACUGCCGUUUCUCGUCGCUCGAUCGCUUGCUCCUGGGUAUGUCGGGCGCUUAUUUCUUGCCGGACUUCUUGAUGCCUUGAGAGCCAGU